Messenger RNA from Eruca vesicaria subsp. sativa (arugula), 580 nucleotides. NCBI's taxonomy places the organism in Eukaryota, Viridiplantae, Streptophyta, Magnoliopsida, Brassicales, Brassicaceae. The record is from the annotation of a GenBank genome assembly.
AUGGCUUCUCUGGACUUACAUCUUUGUCAUGUUAUCUUGAUUCUCCUCGUCUUCUCAAUAUCGGCGUUGGCCUUUGUCGUUACUAACAAAGGCGCAGGCAAGAAGAUUUCUGGGAGAGGGUAUAAAGAGUAUAGACUUGGAGAUUACUCUAACUGGUUGCAGAAACGUGUGAACAGUGACAAGAACUGGAGUAAGAUUAGGAGUUGUCUUGUUGACAGCAAGGUUUGUUCUAAGCUUGAAGCUAAGCUUGUUGGUGUUCCUGUUAACAACUUCUACAACGAACAUCUUACUGCCCUUCAGUCUGGUUGCUGCAAACCCUCAGAACAGUGCCAAUAUACUUACAUAAGCGCCACAAAUUGGACCAAGACGGCUGGAACACACCCUAAUUCAGACUGCCAAAGCUGGGACAACGCACCAAACAAGCUCUGCUUCGAUUGCCAAUCUUGCAAAGCGGGUCUUCUCGACAACAUCAAGAGCGCAUGGAAGAAAGUUGCAGUAGUCAACAUCAUAUUCCUUGUCUUCCUUAUCAUUGUCUACUCUGUUGGUUGCUGUGAUUUGAGGAACAACAAGAGAGAUGACA